AACACGCAUAUCAAACACUCUUACACCCCCCUGAUCCUUCUUCUUACAGAUUCAACAAGUGGGAGAGAGGGAGAGGUGGAGUUUAUCUUAUUAAAUCUUUUGAAAAAGAAAAAGAAAUCCCAGUAAUCAUCUACUCCUUUAUCCGGUACUUUCCCGGCUUUUCUCCCCCCCAUCUAUCCAUCUUUUUCUCCAAAAACCCGCACUUAUAAACACCUACCCUUUUCGAUUUUACGCGUGUACCAGGGACUUGCCAUUUUCGUUUCCUAAUCUUCCUUUCUUUGCUCUUAGUUUGACCCGCAUCGGAUCUGGUUUUUUGCUUCGCUUUCUCCUCAAGGGCUGUAUACAUGUAUAUAUUUGGAUUAUUACUUUAGAGGAUUGGCAUUAGUUGGUUCUAGCUAGAAAAAGUAUAUUCCUCGGAGGCAUAAUACAAGUUUGGCAUGUUGGCAACUGUAAAAGCCAGAUGAUUUGGAAUAGUUGAAGUUGGGAUGUUUUCAGUGCCAGUUUUUGCCUUUAACUCGCUAAUCAGAUUGACUCGCAAAGUGGUGAUGUUGGUGCAACGGGCUGAUAUCAGCGGCUUAAAUAUUUUUUUUUACUGGUGUUGAGAAAUCGGGUCUUUAAUUUUGGGGUUUAGCUUAAGAUAGACGGUAAGAUUGGAAUUGGUAGUCUUUUACAAUGGUCCAUAUAGCUCCGAGAGAGAGAGAUUUUGAGGUUGAUCUUGAAAAAGGGGGGACGGUUAGCGAAGACAGGGUAGGUUUAUGUUGUAAUGUCUCUAAUCCUGCUGGAGUUUCAGGGCAGAAUGUCAAUUCACCUACAAACAGGAAGUUGGAAGGGGGAGAAGCUAAGAAUGAUGUAUAUAAGAGUGUAGAGAAGGAUAAGCAUAAAAAAUCUAGCAAUAAAAAGGCUCCAAAACCUCCUAGACCUCCGAGAGGACCAUCUUUGGAUGCAGCAGACCAGAAACUAAUCCGAGAGAUAGCUGAACUUGCCAUGUUGAAGCGGGCUAGGAUUGAGCGAAUGAAAGCCUUGAAGAAGAUGAAAGCAGCAAAGGCAUCAUCAUCGUCAAACGGGAAUCUAUUUGCCAUCUUAUUCACCAUUCUCUUCUGUCUUGUGAUAAUUUUCCAAGGCAUGUCAUCAAACAAAGCGCCUAAAAGCUUCCAAGGCUCUGCGGUUCCGGCAGGAAGAGCAGACAAUGGUUUGAUUUCGGUUCAGUACGUUGGGAAUCCAUCCAUGAGCGAGCCUAAUGCACCCGGUUCUGGUUUCCCAAAUUUAUUACAGCAGACAUCUGGUAUGGAUCCUGGAGAAAAGCUGGUAAUAGGUGCAGGAUGAGAUGAACUAACAGCAGAUUGGAAUUCUAAGCAAAGCUGUUUUUUCAUACUCGGCCUCUGUUGGCUUUGGAGUUUCUUGCAUAAUUUCUCUCCGUUUUGUAGGGGGAGGGGGGUUGACUUAAAUUUAACACCCGAGGGGUAUUUUAGUAAUUUAGUUGCCUUCUUGUCAACUAUUUUGGCCAUCUUGUGGGUGUAACGCUUGAUUAUACAAUAUUCAUAUAUAUAUAUAUAUAUAAUAUAGUUCCAAA
Carica papaya (papaya) is the source of this 1570-nucleotide messenger RNA. RefSeq lists its product as uncharacterized. Lineage: Eukaryota; Viridiplantae; Streptophyta; Magnoliopsida; Brassicales; Caricaceae. The record is from RefSeq and is a predicted model, not a curated record.